Molecule: messenger RNA, 1022 nt
Organism: Biomphalaria glabrata
Lineage: Eukaryota; Metazoa; Mollusca; Gastropoda; Planorbidae
Exons: 6
Coding region: 191-928 (245 amino acids)
Source: RefSeq, a predicted model, not a curated record
GAAUAAGGAGUGUGUGUGUGUGUGCUAAAUGCUUAGUUAUUUAGGGGAACAAGCCUAAUGAUAAUAGUACAAUAACAGGAUACUAAUAUCUUUGAAAUGUUCAUUUUAAUAUUGCUACAAUGCGGGAGUUUGAAGGAUUCUAAAACUGUUAGGCGUCUUGAACCAGGGUUUGCAGGCGACACUUCGGAACAUGGCAUCCAACAUGACCUUUGCAGACUGGAGAGCGGCUACCAGCGAGAGUCUCAUGACAACUGCCGAGAAUCUCUUGGAUAAUCUGGAAGACAUCGCUGACCUACUUACGGAGAUUAACGACAAAUAUAUCAAGCAUGUUGGCGAUGUGGUGGAUGACGAGAGAGAUCAGAUCAUACAAAAGUUUCACGAAGGCGUCGACUCGGCCAGAAACAUCGUGGGUGUCUUAAAGAGAGAAAAAUGGCGGCUAAGUAAGCGGGAGAUGAGUGUUGAAAUGAGGAUGGGGGAACUAGAAGACUAUAAGCUCCACCUCAAGAAUGAUAUGUCUUCGCUAAAUGAAACUGUUGAUGCAUUAAGUAUGCGAAUAGUUCAACUAGAGAACCAACUGGUCGAAGCCCAAGAACUUACGGAGACGCUGGAAUGGGAAAAGGCAGACUUCAAGAGACUUUACGAAGAAACAACCAACAAAUUGUCGGACUAUAUGACCAAAUUUCCAGCCAGUAGUAAAAUAGAAACUAACUCGCCGGGAUACUUGGCAAGUGAAAACAAAACACUCAGACAACAGUUGUCUGACCUAACAGAAGAGAACAAACACCUGAAGGAGCUUGUGCGAAUGAAAGACAGUUAUUCAAGUGAGCCAAUCCAUGACGACCACGUUGCCAGACUCACAAGAGACUUUCUCAGAGAGCUCUCCAAUUUAGAUGAUAACGUCUCUCCAGAGAACGGAACUGAAGGUUAAAAGCAUUUGGCCAUAAAUACUGUUGUCCAUCAUAUUUAUUUAUUGACCUGUUUUGUUUUAUAAUGACACUGUUGGAAAUAAAUUCUAUAAUGAC